AUGGCUUUCAAAUUCGUAGCUUUCGCCGCUCUCUUGGCCGCCGCCAAUGCCGGACUCAUCAGCAGCCCCUACCACGCUGCCCCCGCAGCUCCUUUGGCUUACGCCGCCCCAGUGGCCAAAUACGCCGCCCCUCUUGCCAUAGCCAAGACCGUAGUUCAAGAAGAAUACGACCCACAUCCACAAUACAACUACGGCUACGAAGUACAAGACGGUUUGACCGGAGACAGCAAGUCCCAACACGAAUCUCGUGACGGAGACGUAGUACAAGGAAGCUACUCCCUCAUCGACGCCGAUGGCCACAAACGUACCGUCCACUACACCGCUGACCCAGUCCACGGAUUCAACGCUGAAGUCACCAGGGAACCACUCGGAGCCAAGGCUGUAGCUCCAGUCGUUGCUAAAGUAGCCGCCCCCUUGGCUUACGCCGCUCCAGUUGCCAAGAUCGCCGCCCCUCUUGCCUACUCUGCUCCAGCCGUUGCUAAAGUAGCCGCUCCAUUGGCCUAUGCCGCCCCAGUUGCCAAGAUCGCUGCUCCUCUUGCCUACUCUGCUCCAGCUGCCCACUCUUACUACCACUAAAUUAGACUGAUUAUGUUAUUUAUUUAUUUAUUCAAAUAAAAAAGCAAAUUUA
Messenger RNA from Aethina tumida (small hive beetle), 628 nucleotides. Its product is annotated as larval cuticle protein A3A-like. Gene Ontology annotation, cellular component: extracellular matrix. NCBI's taxonomy places the organism in Eukaryota, Metazoa, Arthropoda, Insecta, Coleoptera, Nitidulidae. The record is from RefSeq and is a predicted model, not a curated record. The transcript has 2 exons. The coding region runs from base 1 to 576 and encodes 191 amino acids.